This is a messenger RNA of Musa acuminata subsp. malaccensis (wild Malaysian banana), 693 nucleotides long. RefSeq names its product large ribosomal subunit protein cL37 alpha. The record is from RefSeq and is a predicted model, not a curated record. Gene Ontology annotation, cellular component: chloroplast thylakoid membrane. Gene Ontology annotation, biological process: plastid translation. NCBI's taxonomy places the organism in Eukaryota, Viridiplantae, Streptophyta, Magnoliopsida, Zingiberales, Musaceae.
AAAAAGACAAACAAAGGGGGGAGGGUAAUAGAGGGGCUUAUCCUUGAGGCCAAUCCAGUGUCUCCGGAUGUUGAUAUGGCUCUCCUCUCCUCCGCUCCUUUCUCCUCCUCUUGUCGAACUCUUUCUCUUCCCAUUGCACCUAAUCACUCCUUGAGAUUGCAAAGGAACCUCAUCCUUCAACCAAGACCAUUCAAUGGAGCGAGAGUUUCUUUGCCUUCUCUUUUCAUGGAGAGGAGGUUGAUAAUUGUUCGUGCUUCUUCGGAGACUGAUGGGAAGGGGGAAAGUGAACCUGAGGCUUCUCCAUCUGAGGGGUCUGAAGAGGCUGUGUCAGUGGAGAAUCUUCCUCUAGAGUCGAAGCUGCAGCUGAAACUUGAGCAGAAGCUAAGGAUGAAGCUUGCAAAGAAGAUAAGGCUCCGGAGGAAGAGGCUUUUGCGGAAGCGGAGGAUGAGGAAGAAGGGACGCUGGCCACCUUCAAAGAUGAAGAAGCUCAAAAAUGUAUGAUCAAUGAUGGGGUACCUUGCAGGUUCAGAACUGUCCCUUCAUUCUCCAUCCUGUUUUUCCUGCGUUGGGUAUUGGUGAAUGUUUAUCUGGUUUUGUUGCAUUAUGCUUGUUAACUCCAUUGACUUUUCAGUCAAUGUAACAGUUUUUUCAUGAAAUCACUAUGAGAAUUUCUUUUGGUCCCAAGAAAAUUAA